This is a messenger RNA of Micromonas pusilla CCMP1545, 963 nucleotides long. RefSeq lists its product as uncharacterized. Lineage: Eukaryota; Viridiplantae; Chlorophyta; Mamiellophyceae; Mamiellales; Mamiellaceae. The record is from RefSeq and is a predicted model, not a curated record. Bases 1 to 963 code for a protein of 320 amino acids. The transcript has a single exon. Gene Ontology annotation, molecular function: protein binding.
AUGGCCGCGGCGACGACUUCGGCGUCCAUCUCGGCGACCCUCGCGUCGCGUCGCCGAGGCGACGCGAUGUGCCAGCGGAACGUCGCCGCCGCGUGCGCGAAACCGCGGCGGGCGGGCCCGUGCCGUCGUCCCGACGCCGCCGCCGCGGGAUUCCGCCGACGAUUCGAGGCGGCGUGCUCGUCCUCGUCCUCGUCCUCGUCCUCGUCCUCCCCGAUAGACCCCGACGACGUCUCCGCGCCGGCCGAGCGCGACGACUACGCGGCGUGGAAGUCGUCCAAAGACGACGAGACGGAGUCGUUCAAGCGCGCGGCGAGGAGGGACGACGACGACUUCGUCGUCGGCGCCAAGCCCCUCGACGAGAAACAAUUAUCGCAGGUGAUGCUUCAACUCCUGACGAACCACUCCCGCGGCGUCCCCGCGGCGAUGCUCCUCGACAAAGUCAAGAAAGACAUGUGCCUGGACGGGUACAAGUCCGUGCUCGUCGGCAUCGGGCGGACGCGGCAGUGGGCGCUCGCGAGAGAGGUCGUGGAGUGGGUCCGAGCGCAGGGCGUCGAGCAAGGCGAGCGAGGAAGCGAGGUGCUGACGUCCAACUGGUUCGUCGCGUUGAUUCAACGCCGCGUGGACGAAGGCGAGUGGGACGCGGCUGUCGAGGUGUUCGAAUACAUGCGCGACUUUGGAGGCGUGCCAUCGGGCGAGUGCGUGGAGAUGUUCGCGAGGGUGACGGACCACGAGGGGGAGAUGAGCGAGAUGACGACGUCGCGGUGUCGCGCGGUGGGCGCGUGGCUGGCGUCGUCGGACGCGGGGAAAGCGCUGUGGCAUCUCAGCUUCGGCGUCCCAGGGAUGGAGGCGCCGCGCGACGUCGCGCCGAGCAAGACGAUACGGAUCGCGAUGCCGAGCGAGGAGUGGGACAUCGACGGCGACAUCGACGUGUUGAGAGACAAGCUCAAGGACUACCUCGACUAG